Molecule: messenger RNA, 1638 nt
Organism: Scophthalmus maximus (turbot)
Lineage: Eukaryota; Metazoa; Chordata; Actinopteri; Pleuronectiformes; Scophthalmidae
Gene: eci1
Product: enoyl-CoA delta isomerase 1
Exons: 7
Coding region: 115-1026 (303 amino acids)
Biological process (GO): fatty acid beta-oxidation
Cellular component (GO): mitochondrion
Molecular function (GO): enoyl-CoA hydratase activity
Source: RefSeq, a predicted model, not a curated record
UCACAGGCAGGAAAGGGGCGGCUCUUCACUCACCUCGGGUGGGUCGGAGGAAAAUACAGUUAGCCCUCUCUCGCUCUCUUAUCUAAACUUCACUCGUUGUGUGCGGAAAACAAAAUGGCAUUGAGAGCUGCGUUCAGAAACCGGCGCGGCGUGUCAGGCCUUCUCUCCCAGCUGUCCUCUUGCAGCAGUCAUGUCCGAGUGUGUGUGUCUCCCGUCCUCGUCGCUCAGCAGAGGAGCAACUCCACGUCGCCCAAGCUCAAAGUGGAUUUCGACCAAAGCUCGGGUGUGGCGGUGAUGCACAUGCAGAGUCCUCCUGUCAACAGCCUGAGUUUAGAUUUCCUCACGGAGUUCUGCAUCGGUGUGGAGAAGCUGGAGAUGGAUAAGAGCUGCCGAGGCCUCAUCAUCACCUCGAGCCAGCCCAAGGUUUUCUCAGCCGGGUUGGACAUCAUGGAGAUGUACGGGAAGAGUCCCGAGCGCUGUGGAGAGUUCUGGAAAGGUGUCCAGGAGAUGUGGCUGAAACUCUACAACUCCAACAUGGUCAUCAUCGCUGCGAUCAAUGGCUCCAGUCCUGCAGGUGGCUGUCUGAUGUCUUUGACAUGUGACUACAGGAUAAUGGCAGACAACCCCCGUUACAGCAUCGGCCUUAAUGAGACGCAGCUCGGCAUCGUAGCGCCUUUUUGGUUUAAGGACACAAUGGUAAACACGGUGGGACACCGAGCCACAGAGAUCGCUCUGGAGCUGGGGUUGCUCUACAGCCCGUCGGAGGCCCUCAAGGUCGGGCUGGUGGACCUGCUGGUUCCUGAAGACCAGGUUCUCACCACAGCCACACAGACCAUGACCAAGUGGUUGGCUAUUCCAGACCACGCCAGACAGAUCACCAAGUCCAUGAUGAGGAAGCCGACCAUCGACAGGCUGACAUCCAACCGGGAGGCCGACGUUCAGAACUUUGUCAGCUUCAUCACCAAAGACUCCAUUCAGAAGUCGCUGCGCAUGUAUCUAGAGAUGCUUAAAAAGAGGAGAGGCUAGAGGAGAAUGUCACACAUAUGCUGCACAUGUUUGAACCAGACCGAUAUGGAUACGAUACAGAUAUUGGGGAGUUACAUUCCCAUGCUGAUAUAUUGGCCGAUAGCAGCCUUAUGCUCUGUCUGACGUUGUCAUGUUCUCACUCUCUGUAAAAAAAAAAAAGAUUUUAAAUACUGUAUGCAGAUGAUACAGUGCUAAAAUACAGAGGCUCCAGCUGCAAGUCUCACCUGCUCCUCAUCCAGAGCAGCAGUGGCCAUGAUGAUCAUUUGAGUGUAGAAGUACAUUAUUCUGCUGUUAUGGUACAGUAUUAUAGUUAGACAUGAGCGACCCUCUGAGGUAUCAGGUACCUCAAUACAGCCCCGUGAGCUCUUGGAUAGUCAGUGUUUGGAGGAGGGGUUUUAGUAGAUGGUUGAUUAUUGUCACAGACAGGUCUUCACUAUUUAAGGUGCCUAACCUUAGUUCUUUCGAGCGCCAUGACAACUGAUGAUGAACCUUUGAAUAGCCCACAGUGGGCGGAGCCUCUGUCAUCUCUUCACAGAUUUUUCUUCACUCAAGUUUUCCUUAUGCUAUUUGUGAAUAAAUUCAUUCGGUCAAUGAUUGAAUGAUCUGAUUAAA